Ramularia collo-cygni is the source of this 999-nucleotide messenger RNA. Its product is annotated as related to methyltransferase. Bases 1 to 999 code for a protein of 332 amino acids. The transcript is spliced from 8 exons. NCBI's taxonomy places the organism in Eukaryota, Fungi, Ascomycota, Dothideomycetes, Mycosphaerellales, Mycosphaerellaceae. Gene Ontology annotation, molecular function: methyltransferase activity. The record is from RefSeq and is a predicted model, not a curated record.
AUGAGUGAGAGAGGCUCCGCCAGAGGGUCGGCUCAGAUUCCCGUUGACGAUGCUUAUUCUACAUAUGAGAACGGGGACGUCUACCAUGAUGGAGAAAGCUUUUCAUCUGGACGGACAUUGGCCACAACCACAACGAUGUAUCGUUACGAGAAUGGAAGAACGUAUCAUGCCUAUCGAGACGGUGAAUACUGGCAACCGAACGACGAGAAGCAGAACAACCAUGAAGCUAUCGUGCAYCAUUUAUGCAUCAUGACGCUGCAAGAUAAGCUAUACUCGGCGCCGAUCGAAGAUCCCAAGACCAUCCUCGAUGUUGGUACUGGCACUGGCAUUUGGGCAACAGACAUUGCAGACAAGUUUCCUGAUGCCGAAAUCAUCGGUACAGACCUUUCCCCAGUUCAAAAGGGGAUGCAACCCGACAACUGCCGUUUCGAAAUCGACGACUGCUGCAGCGAAUGGCUGUAUGAUGAGAACUACUUUGACUUUAUUCAUAUCCGUGGCCUCUUUGGCAGUAUCGCGGACUGGCCAACUCUCUACCAACAAUGCUAUAAGCACUUGAAACCGGGUGCUUACAUUGAGCAAGUGGAAUGGAGCAUACAUAAUCGUUCAGCGGAUGGAACGCUCGGUCCCAAUGCCACUCUUGCACGCUGGAGCCAGAAUGCCCUGGCCAUCGCUGAAAAAUCCGGGAAGACAUUCGAGAUAGCAGAGAAUAUGGCAGGACUCAUCACCGAGGCCGGAUUCGUGAAUGUUGUUGAGAAGAGAUUCAAWUGGCCUAUAGGUCCCUGGAGUAGCGAUCCACGACUCAAAGAGAUCGGGCGUUGGAACCUGUUGAAUUGGGAAGAAGGGAUGGAGGGAUGGACCAUGGCACCUUACACGCGGGUCUUAGGGUGGACGCGGAUAGAGGUACAAGAGUGGCUGAGUGAAAUUCGCAAUGCUCUGCGAAAUCGUAAAGCCCACCUCUAUCAUGAAGUCCGUGUCGUCUACGCCCGCAAACCCGAAUAA